AAGAAUGUUGUGAAGAGUUGCUGAAGUGUUUCUAAUUACAGGAUAAUUGGGAUAAUCAAAAUCACACACCGAUUGUUUAUUUCAAAACAUCUCAUAAAGUUAUUGAUAGAAAAAUUACUCGCUAGAUGAUUGCAUGACAGGAAAUUUCCCACAACAAAUCCAAUACACUGUCGCUUGAAAAUAUCAAUACGGGUUAGGAAAUUCUUACUGUGAGAUUCCUGUUUUCUUCCAUAUUCACAGCUCACUUCGCGUCGGAAUGGCUUCUAUGAGUUUCGGUCAGCAACGGUUCAUUCCCACCCCACCGGACAAGGGCAGCUUCCCGAUCGAUCACGAGGGCCAAUGUAAGAAGCUGAUGAUGUACUAUAUGCGCUGUUUGCGCACCAACAAUGACAAUAAUUCCGCCUGUCGACAGGAGUCCAAAGCUUACCUGCAGUGCCGCAUGGACCACAAUCUGAUGGCGAAGGAAGAAUUCUCCAAGUUGGGUUUCGAUGGAAGUGAGGAACAGAAAAAUAGCGAGCAAAAGUGA
Toxorhynchites rutilus septentrionalis is the source of this 526-nucleotide messenger RNA. Its product is annotated as cytochrome c oxidase assembly protein COX19. The transcript has 2 exons. Bases 257 to 526 code for a protein of 89 amino acids. The record is from RefSeq and is a predicted model, not a curated record. Gene Ontology annotation, cellular component: mitochondrial intermembrane space. NCBI's taxonomy places the organism in Eukaryota, Metazoa, Arthropoda, Insecta, Diptera, Culicidae. Gene Ontology annotation, biological process: mitochondrial respiratory chain complex IV assembly.